GCGCUUUACCACUUUCCGUUUUCCUUUUCCUUCCCUGUCUAUAAAAUAGUCUCAUCAGUCUCUCUUUCGUCAAAACGAUUCUUGCUCUCUCUCUCUCUCUCUCUCUCUCUCAACGUAUAUUUGCAGUGUGUACGUAACUUGUAAUUGUAAAGCUCUAGCUAUGGCGGAAAACAUUUUGGUGACUGGAGGAGCCGGUUACAUAGGAAGCCACACAGUGCUUCAACUACUGCAGGGAGGGUACAAGGCUGUGGUGAUCGAUAACCUCGACAACUCCUCUGCCGUUGCAAUUGACCGAGUGCAGGAACUCGCCGGUGAAUAUGGCCCUAACCUUACCUUCCAUCAGAUGGACUUACGAGAUAAGCCUGCACUUGAGAAGCUUUUUGCAUCUACGAAAUUUGAUGCUGUCAUCCAUUUUGCUGGAUUAAAGGCAGUUGGUGAAAGUGUGCAGAAACCCCUGAUGUAUUACAAUAACAACCUUAUUGGUACAAUAACAUUGUUGGAAGUCAUGGCUGCCCAUGGUUGCAAAAACCUUGUGUUUUCAUCAUCAGCUACGGUUUAUGGUUGGCCAAAGGUGGUUCCAUGCACAGAGGAGUUCGCCCUCUCUGCAGCUAACCCGUAUGGACGAACCAAGCUCUUCAUUGAAGAAAUAUGCCGUGAUAUCCACCUCUCUGACACCGAAUGGAAAAUCAUAUUGCUGCGAUAUUUUAAUCCGGUUGGUGCACAUCCUAGUGGCUACAUUGGUGAGGACCCUCGUGGUAUCCCGAACAAUCUUAUGCCUUUUGUGCAACAAGUGGCUGUUGGUAGACGACCUGCGCUUACGGUGUUCGGAACUGACUACCCCACAAAGGAUGGUACAGGGGUGCGUGACUACAUUCAUGUUGUGGAUUUAGCCGAUGGACACAUUGCUGCACUGAACAAAUUAUCUGAUCCUUCUGUAGGUUGUGAAGUUUUCAACCUUGGAACUGGCAAAGGAACAUCUGUUUUGGAAAUGGUAGAUGCAUUUGAAAAGGCAUCCGGAAAGAAAAUUCCUUUGCAGUUUGCCGGCCGGCGGGCUGGUGAUGCUGAGAUUGUGUAUGCAUCAACGGAUAAAGCAGAACAUGAGUUGAACUGGAAGGCAAAAUAUGGCAUCGAAGAGAUGUGCCGUGAUCAGUGGAACUGGGCGAGCAAGAACCCAUAUGGCUAUGAAUCUCCAAAAACCACUGCUUGACUGUAAUCCAAACUUAUGUGUGUACUCUGUAGUCUUAGGGAGAACCUCAAGUUCAGAAUAUCCCUUGUAUUACUGGGGUGAUCUGUAAUCAUGGAUGAAAUAAUAAUUGGGUGUAACUUUUUUUCCAAGUUUGGCUGUUGGUUCUGCUUGAUAAUGAGCAAACCUACUUGGAGGGGGAAAUAUGGAGGUUAAAUGUACUCUCACCUUUAGAGUAAAAAAUAGCUUGACCUCUUGUAAAA
Messenger RNA from Rhododendron vialii, 1446 nucleotides. Its product is annotated as UDP-glucose 4-epimerase GEPI48-like. The transcript has 9 exons. The coding region runs from base 161 to 1207 and encodes 348 amino acids. The record is from RefSeq and is a predicted model, not a curated record. Gene Ontology annotation, cellular component: cytosol. NCBI's taxonomy places the organism in Eukaryota, Viridiplantae, Streptophyta, Magnoliopsida, Ericales, Ericaceae. Gene Ontology annotation, molecular function: UDP-glucose 4-epimerase activity; RNA binding. Gene Ontology annotation, biological process: rRNA processing; galactose metabolic process.